AUGACGGUCAUGGAUGCAUCGCAGUGUAAGGAAUGGCUGAUAGAGUUCAAGGUGCGGAAAGGCGCAGAGGUGGACAAAGAUGCGGUGGCGAACUUCGAGAGGAGAUUUGAAGCUAUGUUCGCGGCGCUUGUUGACGAGCAGAUAGACGAGCCAACACGUCUGCUGCUAACGGACGCGAUGGGAGUAUGGAUGAUUCGUUGCCGGCAGGCAGUGCGGGCUGGCUGGAUGCAGGACCCCGCGGAGAGGUUGCUGACGUUGGAGCGCGCCACAACGCUGUUCCGGUAUGUGAUCGACUUCUGGUCGGGCGGGGGAGCGCCUCUGGCAAACUCUCUGCGACAGAUGUUUGAGAAGAUGAUGCAGCUGCUGGCUGAAGUGCACGGCGAUGCGGCGGAGGGCGUGUUUUCGGAAUGGCUGCGAGAAGCGCUGACGCUGAGUCCGUCAAUGAGGUUCGUGUACUUCAUGGUGGACGUGCUAUCGGAGCGGAUUGACCUGGGAAUUGUUCUAGAGGUCCGGCCGGAGUUCAUUGCGACGGCUCUGGGAUACAUGUGGUCGGACUCUCUUGCGACGGCGGUUGGCAAGAGUGUGACGAGUUUGCUGGCCAAUAUAUAUGUGCGACACUAUACAGAGGAUAAACUGGAGAUGUGGCUGCAGUUGUGGGAGCAGCAGGUGGUUCAGCAUCUUCUUGAGGGCACCUGCGCGAAACGAGUGCAACUAUACGUGCUGGAGCCGCUCUUUCGGACCGUUCCGCCGAAGGUCUUCGAUCUGUUUAUCUUGCGGAACAUGCAGGGGCACCCUGCUCUCCUUCUACCGCUUCUCAAAAUUGGCCAGGAGCUCGGGAUAGAGGAGGAGCCGUUCCACGAAGACAAGCUGAUCAUGCUGUCGACGUUGGAAAGCCUUCUGCGAAUCGACAAGUACAAGCUCGGUGCAUUUGAAGUGCUAACUUACUCGCAUAAGGGCUCGCGUCCAGUGCGUGGAUAUGUGCUUGACAUUUUGCGUAACAACCUGCAGAUAUUCUUUGUCGACUUUGAUAUCGAGACCCGCAACUACUUCCACAGUGCAUUCAAGCGGUUUAUUGCACGGAUCCGCGAUGCCGCCUAUUCCCUUAACCGCGAUGCCGCGAAGCUCAAGUUGAAGAAUAAGUUCGAACACGAGCAAUUGGAGAAAUUGGCUGAGGUCGAGAAUUACCGCAGUUUUCUUGAGCAACUGCUGAGCUAUCUUUUGUUGCAGAUUGCCCCGGGCUCUCAAUACCAACGUUCGUCUCUCGCUUAUAAGCUAAUCAACACUCUGAUUAGUUCUGGCCUCGAUUCGUCGGUUUCUGAAAAGUUCCUAGAUAUCAAGCGCAGAACCAAUUAUCCAUUCAAUAUCUCAAUUUUUGAGCCUUGCAUGAUUAGGUUGUUGUGUGAUAACUUGAGCAACGACUAUGACGAUAUCAGACAAUGGUCUCUAGACUUGCUCGCUAUCGCAUUUGAAUCAACCAAAGUAGAUGAUCACCGGCAGUUGGUGGACUCUGGGCAGCUUAAAACCAAUGCAUUCCAUCUACUGAAUUUCUACAAAGGCAGCAACGGGGGGUCGAAGGUUAUGGAAUUCCUGUUUUUAAUAUCUGAUGAUAAAACAGCCUUCAUCAAAGAGCUUAUAGAAGUGCUUGACCGCAACUUGUCUUUUAUCGAAGUUGACCCGAAACAUGGUUUGGAAAACCCUGUCAGUGGUCUAUUCGCUUCUCUAGACCUGUUGUUCGCUAGGUACGAUUUCUCGAUGUCAUCAGAACCAUUAGUUUCCAAGUGCAUUGCAUUGAUUAUCCGAAACUGGAAUGGCGUGAAAGAUGUUUUGUGCCAUGACUCACCGGAAGGUAACCUUCCACUAAAGUAUGCCAAUGCAGGCAUAUCUGACCAAACGAUCACCAGCUAUGCGUUUAGAUCUAUCAAGGAAUCGGGCGCGCUCCUUAGUACAUUAUUACUAAAAGCACCAAUGACGAAAGAAGAGCUAGUAGAGUGUGGUGAGAUUUUGAUCUGCCAACUGUCUACCAUUCGUCACAGCGGGACCUUCCAGUCCGUUAUUCCAUCUUUCACAGCCUGCUGUAGAAGGUGUAUGGAAGAUGUCCCAGAACAGAUGGAGGAAUGGUUAAAUGAGAGUAUCAAAUCCCUCCAGACCAAAACUCAAUAUAUCACGAGAAGGUCUGGUGGACUGCCAUUCCUGGUUAGUUGCAUUUUAUCUGCCGAGAAUGAUAGGACAAGACCUUGGUUGAAGAGGGCUUAUGCUGCUCUGAGCGAUAUAGCAAGAAUCCCUAUAUUAGAGCAUGAGGAUAAGCUCGACCUACCUCAAGUCAAUGCAUUUAACUGCAUUAGAUCGCUCUUCAUCAAUUCCAUGCUUUCCGAAGCCUGUGCGCCUUAUGUAUACCCUGCACUAGAGCUUUGCUUGGAGAAUUUUACCUCACCAUUAUGGUCAAUGAGAAACUGCUCCUUUAUGUUGUUCACAGCGUUGCAAAACCGUCUGUUCGGUAAGAUCGGUAAAAAUACAAGCGCUCGGCUUUUCUUCACCAGAUAUAAAGGUAUCCGGGAGAUUCUACUGAAGAAGCUACAAGAUUCCGUCGACAUUACUUCCCGGCCAACCACCUCUAGAUCGUUUACAUCAUCGAACACUUCAUUAGUCGCUCUCUCAGAACAGGCCGAAAUCGAAUCCAUAUUUUUGGUUCUCGCUACCUUAUCAAGGCUCAAGCCAACGCCUGGAUACAAUGGCCUCGACGACUUCCAAUUGGAGAUCCUAAAGUCCCUUGAAAACAGAAACUGGAAAAUCAGAGAAAUGGCAGCGCGCGCCCUGCCUGCCCUUAUGAACGACCCAUACGCCAUGUGCUUUAAACUACUAAAUGAUAGAAAAUGCAAUACCAAACACCAAAAUAGGUUACAUGGACAUCUGCUGGCGGUAAAAGAGCUGAUCACUUCAGAAAGGAACCGUAUAGAAGGCCGUCCGCUUGACGAGAAUCUUACCCGUCUCAUUCUGCAGAGAACUAACCUCUAUGUUGGUUGCAACAAUCCAUGCAACGUUACGGCCAAAGCUUACGUUGAACUAAUUGAAUUGGUUUUUAAACACUCCUCAGAGAGCACCUGUGAGCUUAAAGAAAAAGUUACUCGCUUCCUGAGCGAGGUAUUCGUCGCCGAAAACGCCGAAUAUAAACUUGAUGGCAGUCUGCAGUUACUGCUAGCAAAACUGAUUGACCUGCUUUUAAAGCAUGAUGAUCCGAAAUGCAUUCCGGAUAUUCUACUGAAUGGGCUAUAUUCCCCGUUUUUUGAAGUACAGCUAGCCACGCUACAAUACAUUGAUGAGCAGCAGUCAGAUGUAUCAUAUUCGCCUGAACUCCGUACAAAACUUGCAGAGAUGUUGGUCUCUGACACAGUUGUUCCGAUGGUGAAGUCCAAGGUCCUAAACGUCCUUAAAGUCUCUGGGAAUGUCGUUGAUUCGUCCAUCCUGUUCUCUUUAUUGGAAGAUAGGGCUAGUGACAGCAUGAAGGCCAAUGCCUUGUCUCUUUUGGGUAGCAACUGUGGCGAGGAUGAUGAUGAUAGACUAUGGAAUUAUAUCGAGGAAUACUCCCGUGACGAUAUGCCACAGCACUACAGAGCUGCAUCUCUACGCUGUCUGAUCAACUGUUCAUCGAUCGCCGGUUCAGAGGGCCCAAGGGCACGGAAGUUUUUGUACGGCAUCUACAAGGCACUGUGGGACGACGACGUUGAAAUCAGAAAUGCAGCAUCCUUGUACCUGAACAAAAACUACCUUGCCAGCCCACCAUUGCUGUGGUCUACAAACCCAUCCGUUACUGCUGAUCUUUUCAUUGAAAAGCUCGCAGGGGAAGCCGGCCCAGAGGAAGUACUAUCCCUCUUGGGUGAUUUCUUCAAAUCAAAAGCUCUGCGGUUCGAUUUCCGAACCAGUGCCGCCACUUCCAUCUGCCAGGAUCUGUUCGCUGUUGAGGAAGAUAAUCAAUACCGGAAUCCUCUGAGCUUUGCUUCGGCCUCCAUUCGCCUAUUACGAAAUUCGCGUGCUGCUCCUAACGAUGUUGUACCGUUUAUACAACCGCUUGUUGAUCGCUUUUUAGCAGAAGCCCGUUUUUGCACCGACAGAGAUGACAACCUUUGCUACUUCUCCGAUCCAGUAUUGUUCAGUGCUGUAGUCAUCUUGCGAUCGUUGGUAAACACAUAUACCCCAUCGCAGUUGGAGAAGAUCGAUACCACGUUGCUUUCGCUCUCAUUUCACCCAUUAAUUUCGCGCCUUUUAUUGUAA
Messenger RNA from Eremothecium gossypii ATCC 10895, 4266 nucleotides. It is a transcript of the gene TRM732, whose product is annotated as tRNA methylation protein TRM732. The transcript has a single exon. The record is from RefSeq and is marked provisional. Gene Ontology annotation, biological process: tRNA methylation. Lineage: Eukaryota; Fungi; Ascomycota; Saccharomycetes; Saccharomycetales; Saccharomycetaceae. The coding region runs from base 1 to 4266 and encodes 1421 amino acids. Gene Ontology annotation, cellular component: cytosol.